AUGUCAGAACAACCAAAUGGCUCUGCCACUUUAGAAUUAUUGGCUCAAUAUGAUAAUCAUAUAUCGGAAAGAGAUAAGACCAUAGAAUACAUAGAGAGAACUACGGACCCUACAAAUGAUAACAAACCCACUUAUGAUGAACUAUUUAAAGAAAACGUGAAACUUAAACUAUUAGUUCAAGAAUACGAAACAGAAAUAGAUAGCUUGAAGAAGACCAUUUCUUUGCUUCGGGAAAACCGUAAAUCUGUUAACAGUGAAUCGCUAGACGUCAUACUUGAUCAAUCUUCGAGUAUAUCGAAAGAUUCAGAUGCAACACGACAAUCUUUGACCCUACCACCAAGAUCGGACAGGAGAAGUAAUACCAAAAAUCUCAGCAUUCCAAUACCACAAUCCACCUCUACCUCAAGUCAACUGGACUCUGCUCAAAAGCCUCAAGUAGACAUUAUUACGACGACCACUAAUAACGAUUCUCAUCAUAACACUAAGUUACUGAAUGCAGCCAGAUUCAUUUCUAGCCCUCACAAAAUUACAAAAUUACAAGAAUCCUUGUCAAGUCCGGCAACGUCUGUAACAUACACAACUUCAAGAAUUACUAUUAAAUCACCAAGAAAUUCGGUAGAAUCUCCUUUACAAAAUAAAAUGGGUUCUCCUCAAAAUCCAAAUAGAGUUACCUCUGUAAUAAACAAUCAUAUCCAUUCACCUUUAAGGGGUAACUCGCAAUUUAGUACAGAUGACUUGAAUAACGGAGCUUUCAAAGAGGAAAUACUCGAUACCAGAAGAACUCUCUCAAAUGAAGUUAUCUCAUCCGUAAGAAGUCCUUCAACAUAUUCUGAUUCCAAAAGUCCAUUAGCUCAUUUAAGAAGGAGUACUUCGUCUGGGAAGAAAAGUAUGGAGUUCUCUCCAAAUUCCAAAGCAAAACUAAAUAAUUUCGCCCAAUUGUUGGAUACUUCAUUCGGCGAAGAAGAAGAGGCAGAAAUGGAAGAAGCCAAGGAAGAAAAGGAAAGGUUGAAGGAGCAUGAAGAGCUGGUAGGCACAGCUCCAUUACUCCCUAAGGAAAAUAACGAUGAUCAACCAUUACCAAAGAAUUUAGAGAAAGAUUUAGAGACGAAUAAUUCAGUUAACCCAUACAGAGACGGAAAACCACAACUAAGCCGCAUAUCUGCCCCUGUACUUACGCCUGUUUCUGAAAAGCAUAUCAACAUGACCCCGACAUUCAAUAGGUUGGGAUCUCCUCUUAUUUUGAACAGGAAGACUAAUAUGAUUAAUGGGACUCCUAGUAGCAAUAACACAACUGGCACGUCCCCUAGACAGGGAUUCUCCAAUUUCUCGAUAUCUGAAGGGACUGAGGAUACUAAUGCAUCAACGAUUUCAUCAUCGACGAAGAAACAGAACAUUUUGAAUGACUUAUUACACGUUAAAAUUUCUUCUCAUCACAGUGAUUCGAAUGCCUCAACCCCGAAUACUACCGAGGAUACCGCGAGUAACCAGACGUUGUCUGUUCAACAGGAAAAAUCAAAAACAGAGAAUGUUAGGUCGGUUUCCGAUACUGCAUCGUCUCUGAAAUCAGAUAUUCCCUUAUUCGUUCAGCCUACUGAACUCUUUACGGUAAGAAUUGAAAUUUUAAGCACAUUAUAUAAUGAAAAUAAAGAGGAACAUGAUCUGAACAGAUAUGAAGAAAAUUAUAUUCUUUUUGGUAUUAUAGACAAGAACACUGGUAAGGAAAUGUUUAAAUUUUCAAAGACAAUCAAUAAAGUGAGAGAAUUAGACGUAUAUUUAAAAUCUCAUUUAACUUCAAACAAAUUAGUAACGAUACCAAACUUACCUGAUAGGAGUUUCUUCAAUUCAAAUCUUCCAAUACGUAUAGAUCAACGAAGAGAAAUAUUGAAUAAAUAUUUUGAGUCUCUUUUUGAUGCCGUGCCUAAAUUGCCACCAAAUGUUUCAUUGAAAAUUGCCCAAUUCAUAAGUACUGAUACGGCGAUGAACCCAUUAGAUCUAGGUGAUACAAUUAAAGAAGGAUAUUUAUUAAUUAGGAAACCAAAAACUUUAUCCAACGCUAACAAUUGGAAGACGAGAUAUUGUAUAUUAACUGAAAAUACAUUACAGUUUUUCAAUAAAGGACAAUUGUUCGAGACGAUACGACUAAAAGGGGCAAUGAUGGAAUUACUGCCGAAUCUACCUGAUGAUAAGUAUGGAACGAAGAACGGCUUUUUAAUUAAUGAACAUAGGAAAAGCGGAUUAUCUUCAACUACCAAAUAUUUCUUAUGCACAGAAACUUCCAAGGAACGUGAAUUAUGGAUUUCUGCUAUUAGUCAGUUUUUGGAAAACUCGUUCUCAUUGAAUAUUGCAGAGCGGAGAUUAUCAACAGGGUCAGAUCGAUUAUAUGUCACCGAUUUAACAUCUGAAGUGACAUCUAAUUCAACCGAAAGCAACACAGGUAUCAGUUCACAAACCGCAACGUAUGAGCCUUUCUUAGAAAGUAUAGAAGAUGAUAAGGAAGUUAGAAGAAAUAAGAAGCGAAGCUUUUUCCCGUUCAAGAAACUUACUGGAAUAGAUUAUGAUAAUAUCCCUCCACAUGAUCUUGAACUUAAAUCCCCAACGAAAUCUUCAGUAAGAUCUGUAGAUUUGAAUAACCAAACCUUAGUGCCAUCAAUCUCUGGAACCAACAGCCAUUCAUAUAUGCCUCAGUCUGCCACAGUCUUUGGUUCAUCCUUAAAUGAUUGUUUAAAAUUAAGUUCGCACACAUACCAAAGAAAAUAUGAAAUACCGAGUGUUGUAUAUCGAUGUUUGGAAUAUUUAUAUAAGAACCGUGGUGUCCAAGAAGAAGGUAUUUUCAGACUAAGCGGCUCAAGUACAUUAAUCAAAACAUUACAAGAAAAAUUUGACCAAGAGUACGAUAUUGAUUUAUGCCAAUACAAUGAAACAAUCGCCGAUCCUAAUGGCGACGAAGUUUCUACUUUAGUAAGUGUAAAUACAAUCUCAGGGUUACUAAAGCUUUAUUUGAGAAAAUUACCCCAUAUGAUAUUCGGUGAUGAACAAUAUUUACCAUUAAAGAAAAUUAUAGAUGACAAUCAUGACGACCCACUAAAUACUGCUUUACAAUUAAGAGAAGUUGUUGCAAAUGGUGAAAUACCGAAAGAAAAUUUGUCCCUAAUGUAUGCAUUGUUUGAGUUACUGGUAAAAAUUAAUGCUAAUAAUAAACUAAAUAAAAUGAACGUAAGAAAUCUUUGUAUUGUUUUCUCUCCCACUUUGAAUAUCCCUAUCACUUUGUUACAGCCAUUUAUUGUGGAUUUUGCUUGUAUUUUCCAAGGUGCUGAACCAAUAGAUGGAUCGCAAAGGGAGCAGUUAGAUAUUAAUAUUCCACAAUUAUAG
Molecule: messenger RNA, 3369 nt
Organism: Naumovozyma dairenensis CBS 421
Lineage: Eukaryota; Fungi; Ascomycota; Saccharomycetes; Saccharomycetales; Saccharomycetaceae
Gene: BEM3
Product: GTPase-activating protein BEM3
Exons: 1
Coding region: 1-3369 (1122 amino acids)
Biological process (GO): signal transduction; regulation of GTPase activity
Cellular component (GO): cytoplasm
Molecular function (GO): phosphatidylinositol binding
Source: RefSeq, a predicted model, not a curated record